Molecule: messenger RNA, 1266 nt
Organism: Penicillium macrosclerotiorum
Lineage: Eukaryota; Fungi; Ascomycota; Eurotiomycetes; Eurotiales; Aspergillaceae
Product: M20 family metallopeptidase
Exons: 1
Coding region: 1-1266 (421 amino acids)
Molecular function (GO): hydrolase activity
Source: RefSeq, a predicted model, not a curated record
AUGACCAGUACGGGCUUAUCAGAUAUCCUGCAGGGGGCCGCGUUGGACCUGACUCCAUACGAGGACCUGUACAAGCAUUUCCAUGCCCACCCAGAGCUCUCCCUGCAAGAGGCCUCGACCGCCCAGAAAUGCGCUGCUCACCUCCACCAGCUCCAGGCAUAUGAAAUUCACCCCAACAUCGGCGGCCACGGGCUAGUCGGUAUCUUGCGCAAUGGCCCUGGUAAAACAGUGCUGCUCCGCGCCGACAUGGACGCUCUGCCCGUCCAAGAACUGACCGGCCUGCCCUACGCCAGUACCGUGAAGAUGCGCGACGCUGACGGCCUCGAGAAGCCUGUCAUGCACGCCUGCGGUCACGACAUGCACAUGACCUGCCUACUCGCGGCGGCCGAGCUCCUCGCCCGCGCUCGGCAUGCCUGGCACGGCACGCUCAUCGUCCUCUUCCAGCCGAACGAGGAGCGCGGCGCGGGUGCGCAGGCCAUGAUCGACGACGGGCUAUAUGCCCAGAUCCCGCGCCCGGACUAUGUCUUCGGGCAGCAUGUCAUGCGCCUGCGCGCAGGCACCAUUGGCUCCCGGCCCGGCACCAUCAUGGCCGCUGCGGACAGCAUGAAAGUGACCGUGUUCGGGCGCGGCGGCCACGGUUCGCUGCCGCAGUACACGGUUGAUCCAGCGCUGCUGGCGGCGCACAUCAUUGUGCGGCUCCAGGGCAUUGUUAGCCGUGAACUAGACCCGGCUGACGUAGGUGUGCUGACAGUUGGCAGCCUGCAGGUUGGUCAAACGGAGAACAUUAUCGCCGACCGUGCCGAGAUCGGGCUCGACUUCCGCACCGUGAAGCCCACAACCCGGGCCGCGAUGGUCGCCGCGAUCCGCCGUAUCGUCGAGGCCGAAUGUGCUGCUAGCGGCUCGCCGCAGCCCCCGAUAUUCACGCCCACACGGCGAUUCCCGCCAACAGUCAACGAUGAUACGGUCACCGACCGACUGGCGACGGCGUUUGCGGCGCAUUUCAAGGACGCGUUUGAUGCGGAUACGCCGCGGACGAAUGUGGCCGAGGACUUCUCGACGCUAGCGACGGGAGAGGGCGUGCCAUGUUGCUUUUGGUUCUUGGGCGGCAUUGACCCGGCGCUGUGGGAUCGCGUCUAUGGCGAGGAGCCGUCAGGGGAGGAGAUCCCUGGGAAUCACUCUGCAUUGUUUGCGCCUGUGAUCCAGCCGACAAUGAAGGCGGGGUUGGAUGCGUUGUGUGUGGCAGCGUUGACAGUUUUACGAGAAUAG